Messenger RNA from Labrus bergylta (ballan wrasse), 1440 nucleotides. RefSeq names its product adaptor related protein complex 3 subunit sigma 2 (gene ap3s2). The record is from RefSeq and is a predicted model, not a curated record. Gene Ontology annotation, cellular component: intracellular membrane-bounded organelle; AP-3 adaptor complex; membrane coat. Gene Ontology annotation, biological process: intracellular protein transport; Golgi to vacuole transport. Lineage: Eukaryota; Metazoa; Chordata; Actinopteri; Labriformes; Labridae.
AACGAGGAGAAGAAGAAGACACAACCGGAAGUAGCCGAUUUAGUAGCCGAGAUCGUUAGCCAGCAUCCUAGCUAACAAAAUCUUCACUCAUUAAAAGAUUAAAUUCAUAUCUUAAGAACUUUAGAGAAGAACCAUGAUUAAAGCUAUCUUGAUAUUUAACAACCACGGGAAGCCGCGGCUGAUCAGAUUCUAUCAGUAUUUUGCGGAGGACAUGCAGCAGCAAAUUAUUCGGGAGACCUUCCAUUUGGUAUCCAAAAGAGACGACAACGUUUGCAACUUCUUGGAGGGUGGGAGUCUCAUCGGUGGCUCGGACUACAAGCUGAUCUACCGACACUACGCGACCCUCUACUUCGUCUUUUGCGUGGACUCGUCGGAGAGUGAGCUCGGCAUCCUGGACCUGAUCCAGGUGUUUGUGGAAACACUGGAUAAAUGCUUUGAAAACGUCUGUGAGCUGGAUCUCAUCUUCCACAUGGACAAGGUCCAUUACAUCCUGCAGGAGGUGGUGAUGGGCGGGAUGGUGCUGGAGACCAACAUGAAUGAAAUCGUGGCCCAGGUGGAGCUGCAGACCCGCAUGGAGAAGUCAGAGGGAGGUCUGUCGGCUGCACCUGCUCGCGCCGUCUCCGCCGUCAAGAACAUGAACCUGCCCGAGAUUCCCCGCAACAUCAACAUCGGAGACAUCAAUAUCAAAGUGCCGAGCCUCUCCCCGUUCUGAACCGAGCGCUCCAGCUGAGCUCUGCAGGGCCGAUGUCCUCCUCCUGACGGAGCUCCACCUCCACCCAGAAACAAAAAAACAAACUGUUUUUAUAUAAAUGUAUCAUGGAACCACAGCAGCUUCAUCUCCCUCUUCCUCCAGAUGAAGAAUUUAAACAAUAAUGUCAUUUAGAUUCUAGCAUCUAGAGCAACAUAAACAUGUGUCUACCUUCUGCUGUACGCUCUGUGUUGAUCCCCCUCCACUGUCUCCUGAUGAAAAAUGACCUGUGUUGGACUUUUUGUGUAUAUCCUGGCCAACUCUUCCAAACCCUCACCGGUCCUCCUGACUCAAACGUUCCCCUCCCAGCUGCCUGACGCAGAACACUUCUCUGUAAUAAAAUCCUCUGGCUUCUGUGUUGGUCUCUGUAAUCACUCCAACACAUCUUCAUCUCCUUCUUCCAAGAGUGUGUGGUGAAACACUCCGGGAUCGGACUCCUCUGCUCAGCUCUUGUCACACUUUUAUUUUUCCUUCCUUGUGAUUUGUGAAUAACAUGAUUGUCCUCCUGGGUGCUCAUCGAAUGUGAACGCCAAGUUUGAGAGAGUUAGGAUAUCGCCAACAUCUGUUCAGAGAAACAGCCGACGACUUCUUCUUCUAUGGAUAUUCAAGUGUUUGUAUAAAGUGUGUGUGUGUCUUAUUGGCAGAAUCUCUGUGUUACAAACAUUCCUGUAUUAAAGAAAGCAGAAUAUAAA